Medicago truncatula (barrel medic) is the source of this 887-nucleotide messenger RNA. RefSeq names its product centromere protein V. Gene Ontology annotation, molecular function: carbon-sulfur lyase activity. Bases 220 to 633 code for a protein of 137 amino acids. The transcript has 2 exons. The record is from RefSeq and is a predicted model, not a curated record. Lineage: Eukaryota; Viridiplantae; Streptophyta; Magnoliopsida; Fabales; Fabaceae.
AGCCAAUAGACAUACCAAGAUUAUUAUUAUUUUUUUAUACAUUAUUUUACUAUACUAGUAUAUAACAGAGAUGCAAAAUUGAAUUUGUUCUCCUCAGACCUCAUCUAAUAGUUCUGAUAUAAAGCUGCCGAUUUCUACCGCCCCAUCUAAAUCUAUCAGACUCACAAACAGUUGUUGGCAGGAACUAGGAGCAAAUAUUUAAUUGUUUAGAAUCCUGAAAUGGAAGCUGAAAGAGUGGUGCAUACAGGAGGCUGCCAUUGUAAGAGUGUAAGGUGGAAAGUGGCUGCUCCUUCCAGUGUGGUGGUAUGGGACUGCAACUGCUCAAACUGCUACAUGAGAGCUAAUGCUCACUUUGUUGUACCUGCUGACAAAUUUGAGCUUUUGGGAGAUUCUGCUGAGUUUAUUACAACUUACACGUUUGGCUCUCACACUGCAAAGCACACAUUCUGUAAAAUAUGUGGAAUAACUUCAUUCUAUUAUCCACGCUCAAACCCAGAUGGGGUUGCAGUUUCAUUCAGGUGUGUUGACUCUGGAACGCUGAGACACGUUGAAAUCAAGCACUUUGAUGGGAAGAAUUGGGAACGCUCAUAUAAUGAGACAAACAUCUCUUCAUGUUCAAAGGAGCAGAAGUGACUCAUCAGGGGUUACAAAUUAGUUGAUAUCAUUUUGUUGCAAGUAAUAAUGAGACAGGCAUCUCUUCAUCCUGAAUGAAGUUUUUAUGUCCCUCAAUACAUUUUGUAGCGCUGCUGCAUGUAUUCUGGCUUUCAUAUAUCAGUUGUAAUGGAAAUAAAAACACUUUGUAGUGCUGUUGCAUAUACUCUGGCUUUCAUGCAUCAGUUGUAAUGGAAAUAAAAAAAAUGUUAAACACAGCAAUUAUGUUAUUUGAA